UUGAGUUCGUUUUGGGUUUUGGGUACGUUUGCAUGUGUAUUUGCAGCCAUUGCUGUGGAGUUGUAGUGGCUAUUGCUCUUGCUGACAUGCACGAGUGUGAAUCCGAAAAGGGUGCGAAGAGAAUCAAAGGAGAAAGUGGGAAUCAAAAUUACACAGACCAGAGGUUUCAAGACCAACCCAGAUCGCCUUUUCUCUUUUUCAUGGAAAGCUUUGUGAAGACAUGUGUGGAUGGAAAUUUGAUUGAUGUUGAUAGGAAAGGGGUUGAAACAUGGAGGAAGAUGUCAAAGAAGGAGAGGCUACCAUAUGUUCUUCAGGCUCAGAAGGUGAAUUCAGAUUACGAGAAUGCUUUGCUUAAAGAGGUUGAAGAUAUGUCGUGGGUAGAUGAUGAGGCAGAUUCAGCAGAGGUUGGGAAGCAUGAUAAGGGUUACAAUGACUAUCAAUACUAUGAUGAUUCUGAUGGCUAUGAAGGCUUCUGGUCAGAAAGUUGUGAGAGCUUGAACACCUAUGAGUGGGAAAUGUUACGCCCAUGGAUUACUGCUAAAUCUCGCUGAGGAUUGAAGAUCACACUUGAUGUUCCACUUUUUUAAGUUCAACAUUUUGGACCAACUGGACCAUCCAAUUGGCAAUGGUGAAAAUCUAGAUGGUGACAUGGUGAGAGAUUUUUCGCCAUUAGCUACCGUCUCAGAGGCAAGUCGUUUGGCUAUCGUAAAGUAACAUUAGAAGUUUAGGAUUCUAACCGAUGGUUCCCUGUUUUCCCUUUUAGAAUUCACAAAGGUUUUUUUGUAUGUUAUGGUUCUUGCCUAAGUGAAUUCUCCGAGAUUUGUGAGGAGACCUGGUUUUUUCAACAGAUGCUUUUGUUAAUGUUCUUGUUUUUGGUACGUUGCUCUCUCCUUUAGUAAUAUGGUCUGUAUGUGGAGCAAAUGAUGUUCAUGACCUACCCAUGCAUUUAGAAAAGAUGCAGUGACUCCUAUUGUAAAUUGUUAUGGACCAAAACCUAACUCUAUAUAUCAAGUGU
Molecule: messenger RNA, 1015 nt
Organism: Cornus florida
Lineage: Eukaryota; Viridiplantae; Streptophyta; Magnoliopsida; Cornales; Cornaceae
Product: high mobility group B protein 3
Exons: 6
Coding region: 33-551 (172 amino acids)
Source: RefSeq, a predicted model, not a curated record